Molecule: messenger RNA, 3785 nt
Organism: Coffea eugenioides
Lineage: Eukaryota; Viridiplantae; Streptophyta; Magnoliopsida; Gentianales; Rubiaceae
Product: probable serine/threonine protein kinase IRE4
Exons: 17
Coding region: 164-3463 (1099 amino acids)
Biological process (GO): peptidyl-serine phosphorylation; intracellular signal transduction
Molecular function (GO): protein serine/threonine kinase activity; ATP binding
Source: RefSeq, a predicted model, not a curated record
CCAAAACAAUUCAAACAUUUGCUCCUCCUAUUUAAAUUCUUCGCUUCAGUCCUUUUUUUUUUUUUUAGUUAUUAUUAGCUAUUCAGAAGCUCCCUUGCUUUCAACAGAUGCUCUCAAAAAUUAGGAGUUUAUUUGUAAGUGAAAAUAGGUAGCUGAAUUAGCGAUGGCGGCAGAGCCGAGCCGGAACUCGUUGACGGAAACCGGAAUUCCCACCGGCUUGAACCGGAUUAAGACUCGGCGAGUGGCAUCGUCGAAGGACAAGGAGAGGAGAAGCUCGACAACUGAAGAUUCUGAGAAAUUGAACGCUGACUCUCCUGGCUCCUUGCGGCCUUAUGUCAAGCAGAAGUUCGGAGCUCUGGUUAAAGGACGUGUGAGAAUCAACAGUCCUCGAGAAGGACUGAAAACCAAGAGAAGAGCUAGGUGGUUUACUUCACAUCUCUCUAAGGAUUCUGAUCAAGUGGCAGAUGAUGUGCCCCAACAGCUGGAGUGUAAUGAUUCUCAAACUGGACAGGUACGCACAAUGAUGAAGCAUACAACUGCAAAACAAUCUGCAUUAGAAGUCACAAGCAACCAUAAAAUGCACAAAGGUCUGAAAAGUUUUUCACACGAAUUAGGUCCAAAAGGUGGCAUCCCAUCUGUGCAGCCUCGUGCUCGAAGUUUCAAUGAUAUGAAGGAGCUGCUCAGAUCAUUGCAUUCAAGGUUCGAUGCUGCCAAAGAAGUGGUCAACACAGAGCUUGACUGUUUCUCAAAGGAGUUAAUGGAGAUACUGCAGGAUGAUUCCUUGUCGCAGGAAGGUCAUAGAAUGGCAGAGCAACUUCUCAUUCUUGCCCAAGAAUGCACUGAAAUGGCCGCCUCCAAGUUUCGAACCAAAUGUGAAGAGAUUGUCCAAGAUUUGACUGCAAAGAGGCAGCAAUGUCAAGCAGGAUUGUUGAAAUGGUUGUUGACACGCAUGCUUUUCAUAUUGACAAGGUGCACAAGAUUGUUGCAUUUUGAGAAGGAUGCUGAGCCAGUUGAUGGAAAAUCUCUCCACAAGUUCCAAGAAUGUUUGAAAAGCAUUCCUUCUAUUGAAGUAAAUUGGUUUGUCAAUCAAGAGAUGGCUGGUUCUGAGUCAGAUUAUGCUAUAAACCUUAAGAAUGAUUCUAAAAGAAACCUUCAGAAGAGAAAUCAUGCGUAUACUCUCUUUCGACCUUCCCAGCACAGGUUUGAAGCAGCUGUUCAACAGGUUGAUGCAAUGUUUCCAAAAGAUUUCACGAGCAUUGGACAAAAUUUACCUUCUGAGACCUCCCGUGUCCUUCCCAAUGUCCAAGAAGUGGAUGAAUUGGGUGGCAGAUUUAGUGAAAAAUCAACUAACAGAGCUAGCAUUAACGUGUCUAAGGAGCAGGAAAAUUAUAUGGAGGAUUCUAAUCUAGUAAUAUGCAGGAUAUGUGAGGAACUCGUUCCUAUUACUCAUCUGGAGUCUCAUUCAUAUAUAUGUGCCUAUGCAGACAAAUGUUAUCUGAAUUCUUUAGAUGUAAAUGAGCGUCUUAUAAGACUUGCAGAGCUACUGGAACAGCUAGUAGAGUCUCGUAAUCUCAGCAUUCAAGCUACAGAUGAGAGCCCUGAAUAUUCAAGGAUGCAAUUAGCAGAUUCUGCAGUAGCAUCUGAAGUUUAUUCGCCUAAGGUAAAUGAAUUCCGGAAUAGGGGGAUGGAUGGGAUGUUUGAGGAUAUUCAUGAGAUGGACACUGCCUGUAUAGAAGAUUCCCAAAUCGCAAGUUUUAUUAACUCCAAAGGCUACUGGGGCAGCAAGCUCAAUCUUUAUGGUCCACCUUCUUCAACUGGGAGCAUGACAUCAGCCUCAUCAACAAAUACUCCUAGGGCUGGAAGUUUUGACCUAUUCUGGCUAGAUCACAAUAAUCCAUCUGAGUUGGAGGAUGUAAAACAGAUGGCUGACCUUGCGGACAUUGCUCGCUGUGUGGCAGGCACUGAUCUUUCAGAUGAAGGAUCCAAUGAAUUUCUACUUGCUUGCAUGGAAGAUUUGCAGGAUGUACUGCAACAGAGCAAGCUCAGAGCUCUUGUUGUAGAUACGUUCGGUGGUCGAAUAGAAAAUCUUCUGCGAGAGAAAUUUUUACUUGCUUGCAAUCUGGUGGACCCAAAAAGUGAUAUUCAGCGUCCAGAAAGUGCCAAAAUGCUGCUGGAUAAUGGAUCUCAGAGUAGUACAAUCUCUACACCUUCACAUCCCUUGCAUAAAGAACGAACAAGUAUUGAUGAUUUUGAAAUUAUCAAGCCCAUCAGUAGGGGAGCCUUUGGUAAAGUCUAUCUGGCUCGAAAGCGAACAACUGGGGAUUUGUUUGCAAUUAAGGUGCUCAAGAAAAUGGACAUGUUGCGGAAGAAUGAUAUUGACCGUAUUUUGGCAGAGCGAAACAUCUUGAUAACUGUACGGAAUCCUUUUGUGGUUCGGUUCUUCUAUUCAUUUACCAGUACGGACCAUCUUUACUUGGUAAUGGAAUACCUAAAUGGUGGAGAUUUGUACUCUUUGCUUCAGAAAGUUGGUUGCCUUGAAGAAGAUGUGGCUCGUAUAUAUAUUUCAGAAUUGGUCCUUGCAUUGGAAUACCUUCAUUCUCUGGGAAUUGUGCAUCGUGAUCUGAAACCAGACAACAUAUUAAUUGCACAUGAUGGGCAUAUCAAGCUUACAGAUUUUGGGCUGUCAAAGAUUGGUCUUAUGAACAGUACAAGUGAUUUAUCAAGAUGUGAGACAAAGGAAAAUAAUGUUUCGGGUGAUCAUGGUCAGAACAAUCCAGAUACUGUUGAUAGAUGUCAGCGAUCAGCUGUUGGCACUCCAGACUACUUGGCACCUGAAAUUCUUCUUGGAACACAACAUGGUUAUGCGGCAGACUGGUGGUCUGUUGGAAUUAUACUAUUUGAACUCAUUACAGGAUUUCCACCGUUCACUGCUGAACUUCCAGAGAUAAUCUUUGACAAUAUACUAAACAGGAGUAUUCCUUGGCCUUCUGUUCCUAUUGAGAUGUCCCACGAAGCCCAAGACUUGAUUGACAGGUUUCUUGACCAUGACCCAGAUCUGCGGCUUGGAGCAAAGGGAGCAUCAGAGGUCAAAGCACAUCCCUUUUUCAGGGGAGUUGACUGGGACAAUCUAGCUUUACAAAAGGCUGCCUUUGUACCACAACCUGAAAGUAUGGAUGACACAAGCUAUUUUGUCUCCCGGUAUAAUUCGAUUGGACUACAGGAUGAUGGGGAUUGUAGUGAUACUGCUUCUGAUGUUUCUGAUUUGUGCUCAAAUUCUGGGCUUGAGAAGAUGGACGAAUGUGGUGAUCUUGCUGAGUUCGAUUCUUCUCCUCUUGAUCUUUCUUCGAUUAAUUUUUCCUUCAAGAAUUUGUCGCAGCUGGCAUCCAUCAAUCAUGAUGUGCUGUUACAGGGAGGAAAGGACUCGUCAAAGUGCUCUUCGCCAAGCAGAAAUCCAGAAAAAUAGCGGUUUUUAUUGAUUCAUUUUCAAUUAUAAAGUACCGGGGAACUUGAUUAAUUUGUAAAUCAAAAUGUACAUAAUAGACGCACUUUGGAUUUCUAAAAGCUCAUUUAAGCCCCUUCAAAUGCACUAGGACAUGUACAAAUGUUUUGGGAAAAAGCAUUUUUGAAGACAUUGAUCAGAAAGAACUCGGGACAUGUACAAAGACGUUCAACCGCCAGGACCAUGACAAAACUGCUGUAGAAGCAAAGAUGUAAGAUACCAUUUCAAAAGUAUUCCUAAAAUAACAGAGAGGAGAUCCUCGUAACUAACAUCCUUCAGACAGGAA